AUGCCUGCCAAGGGUGCUGCAACCCGCCUCAACCCGGUCCGCCUGCAGACCAUCCCCCAUCUCCGAGUUCGUCGUCCGAAUCAGCAUGAGCAGAACCCCUGUACUGCCGUGAUGUCUUCAAUGCUCAGCUGCUGGGCCUCUUCUGGAUACGGUGCAGAAGGCUGCGCUGCCCUUGAGCAACAAUUGAGAGCAUGCAUGGACAAGCCUAAACCCAAGAACACCAAGAAGAACACCAUCAACUACCACUUGAUGAGAAUGUACCCCAAGGUCGUUGGUCCCCAGAAGAAGGAGGGUCGCCUUGGUUAA
Molecule: messenger RNA, 306 nt
Organism: Aspergillus wentii DTO 134E9
Lineage: Eukaryota; Fungi; Ascomycota; Eurotiomycetes; Eurotiales; Aspergillaceae
Product: mitochondrial 37S ribosomal protein mS37
Exons: 3
Coding region: 1-306 (101 amino acids)
Biological process (GO): mitochondrial translation
Cellular component (GO): mitochondrial small ribosomal subunit
Molecular function (GO): structural constituent of ribosome
Source: RefSeq, a predicted model, not a curated record